GCAAGGUGCUGCUGCUUGUUGCUUGCUGACAGCCAACAUCACCUUUUGUUUCGCUGGCUUUGACUUCUUGACCCUUUCUCGCUCAUUUCGCACAUCAGGCAUCUGUGUGUCUCUUUCUCUUGCCUCUCAUUUUUAUCUCUCUUAGCCGGAAACAUCAACACCAGCAGCCUGGAGGGCUUCGUCAGCGCAAUUCCAGCACGGUGUGUGAUUAAGCCCUUUGUGGCACGCCGGGCCUUCCACUUCCGCUACGCUCUCACACAUCUGCCAUUCAACCCCUUGCCAAUCCGAUACAAGCAGGAACGCGCCUCCCAUUUCCCAGCAAAUUGUCCGAGCACAUCGUCAACACAACCGAGAACGUCUGUCACUUUAACCCCCUACACGACUGUCCUCGGACGCCGCAGCCUUAACCUAGAUCUCUCCGUGUCAAUCAAGAAAAGGGAGAAUUCGUCUAUCCACUUUCCUAGCACCACCCCUUGCGGGUCUGCUUCCGAAGAGCAGCCAUCCCGAGCUAGCUCCCCUAGUUGCCCUCGAGCGUUUUCGAACCGGGUCCUGCAUCCUGCAUCAUUUUGCUGAAGCUCGACCUGGAUCGUCAUUUACCCUUCCUGUUCGCUACCUCGCGCGUCCGCUACAGACCAGUCGACCUUGACAAACACCCGAAAACAGCAAACAGACACCAACGUUGCCUUCCUUCACGCAGCCUUGCUGAGACAUACAAAGCAACUGAUACAGAUGAACAAGGAAAUGACGUGCUGAGGUUUCACACGACCCUCUAAUAGGGCGCUGGGCAGCCCCAACAAGAAGGAUCCGCCUAUAUACCCCCUAGAUACCGAACUCAACGACAGCAAGGUUUGGGAGAAGAAUACCCCAGUGGCACCAUGGCAGUCACCGACUAUAACCAAAGACCUGCCUCCUACACCAUGGUCGCUUUAGAGGACCGGUUCGAAGUGAUCAAGGAGAUUGGAGAUGGCAGUUUUGGCAGUGUACAUCUUGCACGAGUGAGAGCAAAUGGCGCCAGUGUUGCUCGGCGUAACACAAUGGUCGCUAUCAAGACGAUGAAGAAGACGUUCGACUCUUUCUCUCCCUGCAUGGAACUCCGAGAAGUCAUAUUCCUCCGAAAUCUGCCAACACACGCUCACCUUGUCCCUGCCCUCGAUAUCUUCUUGGAUCCGUUCAGCAAGAAACUCCAUAUCUGUAUGGAAUACAUGGACGGAAACCUCUACCAGCUGAUGAAAGCCCGGGAUCACAAAUGUUUGGAUGCAAGAAGUGUCAAGAGCAUACUGUUCCAGAUUCUUUCUGGUCUCGAUCAUAUCCAUGUUCACAACUUCUUCCACCGCGAUAUCAAACCCGAAAAUAUCCUCGUCUCUACAUCAGCGCCUCAUGACUCUCAUUCCGCAUUCAGCAGAUACUCCUCCCUGGUCACACCUCCGUCUACACCUCCGGCAUAUUCCAUCAAAAUCGCCGAUUUUGGGCUGGCACGAGAGACCCACUCCAGGCUGCCAUAUACUACCUACGUUUCUACGAGAUGGUACAGAGCCCCAGAAGUCCUUCUUCGCGCUGGCGAGUAUUCCGCACCUGUGGACAUCUGGGCCAUUGGCGCUAUGGCUGUCGAAGUGGCCACGCUGAAACCCCUCUUUCCUGGAGGAAACGAAGUCGACCAAGUUUGGCGGGUGUGUGAGAUCAUGGGAAGCCCUGGCAAUUGGUACACCAAGUCAGGCACCCGUGUGGGAGGUGGUGAAUGGAGAGAGGGAACCAAGUUGGCUCAAAAAUUAGGCUUCUCGUUUCCCAAGAUGGCUCCUCAUGCAAUGGAAACCAUCUUGCAACCUCCUCAGUGGCCAUUGGCGUUCAGCAAUUUUGUGACAUGGUGCCUGAUGUGGGAUCCUAAAAGCCGUCCGACAUCAAAACAAGCCAUGGAGCAUGAAUUCUUUACAGAUGCUGUUGACCCUCUCAGGCCCAAGUCGUCAUCAAGAUUACUCGGACGCAAACAUUCGGAUCUGAGCUUUAGGUCCAAGGAUACAGCCGAGACUCCAACAAUCACAUCCAAGCCAUCUUGGUUCCGGAGAUCACUAAUUGCACGAGAGAGUGCGCCUGCUGUUCCACAACAUAACCCUGAUUCCAAGGCUGUGCAACAUCAAGAAACGGAGAGUCUAGCCAGCAGACUUCGACCCCAAGCUAACAAACGUGCAACGUGGACCCAUGGCACCAACCCAAUUGGGGCCGCACCAAUGCCGAUACUACCUUCAAUCCGGCCCAUCUCACCGUUACCAAACGCUGUCACGGCGCAAGCCAGUUCGGCAUUCACAUCUCAAACAGAGUCGAAGCCAAACUCCAAGCCCACGGAAGAGAAGUCCAAGAAGGUUGGCCGGCAACUGUCGAUCAACUCGCACGGUAACCACUAUGGCGACAUCCAUCGCCAAGAGGCUGAGCGUGCCUUGAACGCGAACAGUGGCCUUGUAUCUCCUCCCGGUGGGCAGAAGGAGAGUUUCUUCUCACAUCUGCGCAAAAGGGCACGACGAUUCUCUGGUAGACACGGAUUGGCAUCACCUAGUGGUGACGAUGUCGAAGCGAAUGCCGCCAACGUCCCUUGGUCGAACAGGUCAUCGCUCAUGGUCGACAGCGUCAUUCCUGAGACCAACCACGACUUUUCAGACCUCGACAAAAUACUACAGAACGUGAGAUACAGUCUUGAUCCUGAAGAAUCAGAAGCAGCGAUGAGAAAUCCUACAGGAGCGAAGAGCAACCAAGGUUCACUGAAAAGGACACAUUCCAUUCCUCGAUCUGAAGGACGUCGGUCAAGUGAGAAUCUCGCUCAGAGCUCAACGACUAACACAACACGGACUCGGCGUCCUCCUAUCCAAGUCAACCAAUACGAGACACCCGAAGAAGCUGACGAGCUGUUGGAUGAAGCGCUGAGAUCCGCUAGUCGAGUAGUCAGACGCCUCGACCAAAGCACCCUUAGCAAGGAGCAGUCCCAACGAGCUGCUCUUACACAAAAAGAUUACAACCGACAAUCGUUACCACAACUACCCAGCAACCCAGCACUGCAAGGUGCUUAUCUGACGCCGUCACCAUCUGCCAAAAGGAAUGGUGUACAGUUCAGUUCGGCCCCUGCUCAGCCUUUGAAUAUCACCAAGAAACGCAAUGAACAGGAGCAUGUACCUGCGCUUUGGCCUACGCCGCCUUAUGAAGAAAACGAAUGGGCAGCAACUGCUGCCACCAGUAUUUUUGCAGCUGGAUCUUCCAUCUAUCGAUAGACGCCGAACACAUCACACUCGUUUCGACCCCAAAAGUUCCCAUUCUGAAAACACAAUAUUGUGUUCCUUGAUAUCCUGUACGAAAAGACCAAGUGUGUGCCACCUGCGAAGUAGGUGUUUUUGAGUCUUUGGCGUUGGUAGCCUGUGACGGCUUUUCCUGGCAAGCGGAGUUGCCACUUACUUUUUGUUUCUUCAUUUCUUACUGUCCAAUGGAUGGGAAAUCCACCAUGUCUGGUUAUUGCAUUCGAUUUUGGGGUCUUUGGGCACGAUCCGAGAGUUACCGGAAGAACAGGUUUUUGUAUGGACUGCAUUUUGGGUUUUGCCAGUGGUGAUAAUUGGCAUUGUCAGCUUGAACAGCGACAAGGAUCUUUCAUUUGUUAUUCCUCCUCAGAAAACAAAGUUGUACAGCUAGGUAUAUCAUAUGUUAUCAUAUGUAUGGAAAGGACUCCUGGUGACAUAGGGAAUGCUCGUUAGGUCUGGGUAAAUGACUCAGGAAAGAGACAAUUGAUGCAUGAACCAACGGAA
Exophiala xenobiotica is the source of this 3776-nucleotide messenger RNA. RefSeq lists its product as uncharacterized. Lineage: Eukaryota; Fungi; Ascomycota; Eurotiomycetes; Chaetothyriales; Herpotrichiellaceae. The record is from RefSeq and is a predicted model, not a curated record. Bases 876 to 3251 code for a protein of 791 amino acids. The transcript has 3 exons. Gene Ontology annotation, cellular component: nucleus; cytoplasm. Gene Ontology annotation, molecular function: ATP binding; protein serine/threonine kinase activity. Gene Ontology annotation, biological process: intracellular signal transduction; protein phosphorylation.